Colletotrichum karsti is the source of this 2073-nucleotide messenger RNA. Its product is annotated as fungal specific transcription factor. Bases 1 to 2073 code for a protein of 690 amino acids. The record is from RefSeq and is a predicted model, not a curated record. Gene Ontology annotation, molecular function: DNA binding; zinc ion binding. NCBI's taxonomy places the organism in Eukaryota, Fungi, Ascomycota, Sordariomycetes, Glomerellales, Glomerellaceae. Gene Ontology annotation, cellular component: nucleus. The transcript has 5 exons. Gene Ontology annotation, biological process: DNA-templated transcription.
AUGCAGAAAGUCGAAGAAUCCAGAAGCGUGCGAGUACAUCGUCGGCACCACCCCUGCGACCCGAGAUGCUCCCAGACCGAAUCGACUGAGGGAACACCGGAGAGCUACCAGAGACUCGAGAGCUCCAUCCCAGCCGCUGACGCUGUCUUUUCCUCCGUCUCUGCCAGGCCAUCCCUCGGGCUCAACGGCGCGAGCUUCGAUAACGGCUUCAACGGCGACUUCGACAACUCCGAGUCCGUGAGCGCGACUCCGAGCGUGCUCGGCAUCGGCUACCUUGGCUUCACCUCCUUCUGCGGCAUCUACGAAGAGACUCGGCACAGCCUCAACCGGCUUCAGCCCUCCGGCAUAGCGCCCAUUGGCGAGAUCGCAACGACCAACUAUUGCGGCUUGGAAUGCUCUCCGCCCCUGACGCCGCAGGCCCUGGAGACAUGUCUCACCAUCCUCCGUCACUUACCGGACCGCGAGACCGGCUUGAAGCUCUUCGACAGCCAUCUGAACCCAAGCGACGGAUGGUGCCGGCCUGCCGCGCGGCUGAUCAUGAACUCGAUCUACGACACCUUUCCCCAGCUCUUUAACAGCUCUACUCCCCCCAGCGACAGCGAGCUGGAGUCUCUCGCCCGCACCAUCUGCGCCAAUACGGCCAAACCUUUCGUGGACGAAGAGUCGGACCCGGAGAAAUGGGUCGGCCAGCUUCUUGGUCCGAACCUGCGGUGGGAAUCCCUCGGGGUUUUGUUCGUGUACUGGGAGCUCGCGGCGAGGUACCUUGGCCCGUAUCGACCAGAUGUGGGCAUGCAGUUCGCAAAUGUGGAUGAGGGGACCAAGAUCGUCAUGAAGUACCGGUACUGCAUCUGCGCCUGUAUGGAAUUGACAAAGGCGGCCGGCAGCAGAGGAAAUUCCUUGCUCUUGUUCAUGUGCACCAAACGAACAAUCAUUGAGUCGAUGUUCUCUGGUGAUGCAAGCUUCGCAUGUUGGCAGCUGCAUUCCGAAACCGUGGCACUAUCGACGUUCCUCGGCUUCCAUGAUGAAGUCGACCCGGAGCCGUAUGUGCCGAACAUCGGUUCUGAGAUCAAGCGAAAAGUCUUUUCCUACGUUUUCUACAUGGACAAGGUCCUCGCUUCCUUCUCAGGCAGGCCUCCAAUGAUCAGCCGCAGAUACGCUCGUACACCGCUGCCACUGGAUCUCAAAGAGGAGUACCUCCUAUCCGACAAGGCAACGUUCGCCCGGCACGUCGCAACCCUUGACGAGAAUGGAUGGAAUACGGAAGGUGGGCUGUAUUCUUCCACGAUGGUCCGAGCCCGCGUUCUGCUAGCCCGCAUCCGCGAUGAGCUAUUUGAGAUAGCUCUGGGUCACGGAUCUAUCACGCCUCUCGAAACACUGUUAGAGAUCAAGGAAAAGGAGCUCAGGACAGUCGCCGGGUUCCCCAAGAUUAUCGUUUUCAACGAAGACGACAUACAAGACAGGAAUAUAGAGGUAUCCAUUCUCUAUGCGCGCCUCAUCGCCCACCUAGAACACCUCCAAAACAUGUUCUUCAUCGAGCGCCUUCUCGCAAAAAGGGGCCACGACGAUGGCGCGUUACUGGCUGUGAGCUUCGAGAUGGUAUCCAAGACCCUCAUGUUCUGGACGAACAUGGACCGUUUGUCCUGCAUGAACGGCGACUUCGAGUGGCUGGUAAUGGCCUACGCUGCCCCUGGCGGUGGCAUUCUCUGCCUCGAACUGCUGAAGCCCACCCUUUACGGUGGGAUCCACCCGCAGAACCCGAAAGUGACUCGCUCCAGCAUCAUCCAGAAGCUCAGCCUGCUCGUCGGCUUCCUCGACUGGGUCAGCCCGACGGCGCCCAACGGCGAUCUCUGCGCAGACUGCAAAGUCGUCAUCCAGCACGUACUCGACCAGGCGCUGAACAACCCGGCCGCCGCCGCCGCAGGAGCUUCGGCUUCCGCAGACGGUGCUGUUGGUCUCCCCGCCGGUUUGGAUGCCAUGGACUGGGACUUUUCUACCCAGCUGGAUUUCAAUUUCGACCUGCUUGAUACCUUUGAAUGGCUACGGCCGGACGUAGGCUCGGCUCAGCAAGCUUGA